Molecule: messenger RNA, 492 nt
Organism: Emericellopsis cladophorae
Lineage: Eukaryota; Fungi; Ascomycota; Sordariomycetes; Hypocreales; Bionectriaceae
Product: TPR-like protein
Exons: 1
Coding region: 1-492 (163 amino acids)
Source: RefSeq, a predicted model, not a curated record
AUGUCAGAUGCCCAUGUUGUUCACUUUGCCUGCCAUGGGUCUGCUGAUUUAGCGAUUCCCUCACAAAGCGGCUUGGUUCUUUUGGAGGAUGAUGAGGAGUCCGCAGAAGGGGGAGGCGGAACCGAAAAGCUGACGAUCAGUCGUAUAAGCAAUGCAAACAUCCGCCAAGGCUUCGUCGCCUACCUCUCUGCCUGCUCCACCGCCGAGAUCAACACGGAGAUGCUGGUGGAUGAGGUCCUCCACGUGGCCGCCGGCUUCCAGGCAGCCGGGUUCCGUCACGUCCUGGCAUCGCUGUGGCCCGUCAGGGACGAUGUCAGUGUUGCCGCGGCUCGGGCCUUCUACUCCUACCUUGUCACACACCUAGCUGAGGAUGCUGAUCAAGAUGAUGUUGUGGCGCGAGCGGCUCACUACGCAACGGCUGAGUUGCGCAACACUCGAAAGUUCAAGAAGCAACCGCUACACUGGGUCAAUUUUGUGCACUUUGGGGUUUGA